GUCAGUUGAGUGUGCAACAAGUAUGGACCGAUGCCUCCACCCCCCUCCUAUGCUCGCCUUGCGGUCGGAGCAAAAGCUCUUCAACUUCGUACAUACGGUCCAUCAGCGAGGUGUUCAGUAUGCGCUCCUUGAUGACGAACAGUAAUACGCGAUCGAGUAUAUAUUCCAGAGCCAGAUGCGCAUGUGCAUCUCACUGGCGCCUUCCAUCAGUUCGCCGGGCAGCAGUCAAACGCUCUGUCCGAUGCCUUCCAUGUGUGCCAGGCGAAGGGUAUUUAAGACAUUACUGAACCAGGCAAAAGUGGUGGUCAUGUGGAUGCAGCCCAGGGCGAGCGCGAGCAUGCAUCGCUCUCGGUCGACCCUAGUGCCUCCGGUUGCCGGCAAAGGCUUGUACAUCGUCACUGCAUAUCGUUUUCUCGCUUGCCACAUGUGUGCUAAGCUGACGCGCAUCCCACGGGUGGCCGGGUUGUGCAAGUUUAGCGCCAUGAGAUGCAACGACGCAGCUGACCAGUCGAUCGUGUAAGAUUCGAGGUGUCUGUCGUGCCUGGUUGCAGAUGGAGAGC
Tilletiaria anomala UBC 951 is the source of this 560-nucleotide messenger RNA. RefSeq lists its product as uncharacterized. The coding region runs from base 176 to 520 and encodes 114 amino acids. NCBI's taxonomy places the organism in Eukaryota, Fungi, Basidiomycota, Exobasidiomycetes, Georgefischeriales, Tilletiariaceae. The transcript is spliced from 2 exons. The record is from RefSeq and is a predicted model, not a curated record.